AUGAAUAACUCUACAGUGAAUUUCACCACACCUGAAGCAUCUACAAAUUCCACAAAUCAGUCCAUUGGGCUAAUGGACAGUCUGGAAAUAUGUGGGUACAGCAUCGCUUUUCUGUUUGGUCUUCCUACACACUCCUAUAUUAUAUGGCUCAUCAUCACAGGAACAGGAAGUGGAGUUGCAUCAGAGUUCCUCAACCUCAAUCUCUCUGUUUGUGAGAUUGGUAACUCUCUGAAUGGUUUGAUCUUUGCACUGUCAUAUUAUUUUUUUAGUCUCUCAAUAUUAAAAGCAUUUUUACUAGGCCUUACAUUCACUGGUCGUCCUCUGUUUCAGUGUCUGAUCUCUGUUGAGCGUUACCUGGCAGUGGUUCAUCCUGUAACCUUUCUGAAGUUCAAACCUCUCAGAUAUAGAGUGAUCUGCUGCACUGUGGCCUGGAUAAUGAUUCUUGGCUCUUGUUUUGUAUGCAUGUUUACUUUCGCUUUGGAAAACUUUGAACAUACAUUAUUCUUGACAAUGAAUUUCCUCCUCUUCCUCUUCAUCCAGUUGUUUUGUCUUGUGGCUGUUCUCAGAGCUCUGAAGCAGUCAGGACCAGGAGAGAGAGGGAGAGGGAGAGAGGAGGAAAACAACAUAAAGAGGAGAGCGUUUUAUCUCAUUCUAAUAACUACUGUGAGCAUGACUAUUAUAUAUGUCCCAUAUAUAGUCAUAGGAGUUGUUACGUUUCUGAGACAACAGAUUAUUAAUUCACUUUGGUUCACUGGUUUGAUUUGUUAUGUGCUGGGUGGUUUUGUUCAGCCUGUUCUUUACCUACGCCGGGCUGGAAAACUGCUUUUUUAAAGGUUAAACUGUGUUUUAAAUGUAACAUGCUAGUGUGUGAUACAUUGUAAAUGCUCUGUAAAUACACUUUAGUCUCUUAUCAAGUUGUUUUUUACAGUACAUUUUUUUGUGGAAUAUAUGCUGUGUAUUUAUCCAGUAUUUUCAACUUUUUUUUUUUUUUUUUUAAAUAACUUGAUUUUUUAAAACUUUUGAAACAGCGUUAGUGUUGGAGUAGGGAUUCAUUGGGGAUGCUAUAAAACAUAUUUUGAACAAAAAUAAAUGCAUGCAUUGUACAAAAUUUAAACUGAUGUCCAUGUUUUAGUGUUACAAACUACUUCAUGUUGCUCUUCUCGGUUACAGACAGACAUUAAUUUACAUCAUGUCGAUAGCCUAAGUUACAAAUUCAGAACAUCUUUAAAUUCCUCACAAUGAAAGUUAGAAAUAUACUGUAAAGUCAUGGAGUUGCAGACAUUAAAGGAAACAAUUCUAAUCAUAAGUAAAAACUUUUAAGCCAGCCAU
Messenger RNA from Ctenopharyngodon idella (grass carp), 1329 nucleotides. RefSeq names its product uracil nucleotide/cysteinyl leukotriene receptor-like. Lineage: Eukaryota; Metazoa; Chordata; Actinopteri; Cypriniformes; Xenocyprididae. The transcript has a single exon. Gene Ontology annotation, cellular component: membrane. The record is from RefSeq and is a predicted model, not a curated record. Gene Ontology annotation, biological process: positive regulation of Rho protein signal transduction; phospholipase C-activating G protein-coupled receptor signaling pathway. Gene Ontology annotation, molecular function: G protein-coupled receptor activity. Bases 1 to 831 code for a protein of 276 amino acids.